This is a messenger RNA of Amoebophrya sp. A25, 1999 nucleotides long. Lineage: Eukaryota; Dinophyceae; Syndiniales; Amoebophryaceae. The record is from the annotation of a GenBank genome assembly.
UCUUCCUAGGCCAAUGUGACAACAGAUCAACAUACUCGAGCGACUUUUCUCACGCUCAUUCUUGUUUUUACAAGAACCAAUCAGAGGACUCAAGGAAGUGCUGUACAGGUUGUACGGCUGCAUCACAUUUUUCAAGGACUUGUUGGCAUAGGUAGACUAGAGGACCACCUCUACUGCACGACAUUUACGUAUCUACAAAAACAACACUUUUUUAUAAGAACAACACCUAUGAUCUGAUCAUUAGGUACAGUCAUAAUAUACCUCUAGAUAGGUUUUCAUCAAGGCGCUUAUCCCAACAUGGCACCGCAAGAUGAUCCUAUGUUGAUGCUGCAGCAGCAGCAGCAGCAGUAUGAUCCGAUGCAAGCACAGCCGCAGCAGCAGCAGCAGUGCGAUCCAAUGCAGGCACAGCAGCAGCAGUAUGAUCCGAUGCAAGCACAGCCGCAGCAGUAUAUGGCGGCAACUGCUCCUACAAUGAUGCAGCAACAGCAGCAGGUGUAUAUCCAGCAGGAACCGCUGAUGCUGGCAGUGGACGAGGCCGAUGUGAAGCUGAGAAGCCGGCGAUUUUUAGACUGGACUGCGCGUUUGGAGAUGAUUCUCUAUUGGCUUUUCUUCACAGAGCUACUGGCGAUUAUCAUUUCUAAUGCAUCUUUUAAGGCCGAGGAAGUUUUUGUUAAUGCAACAUCUUCGGAACGGCGCGAUGAAAAACUUCGUGAGUGGCUCGGUGCGGGACUUGCUUCGUAUCUGAAUCUCCGAGCCGGAGGUGCUCUCCGCAUUGCUUUUGCGAUGACGCUGCUGAAGUUGCUUGCUAUGGCGGGCUUCUUGGUGAUGAUGCUGAUCUUUCGCUGCUCUCGCUGCGUCACUGAUCUUCACUGGGGUGAAUUCCGCAAGGGAUGCGGAACCCGGAUCAUGAUCUCUGUUCUCGGAUCGUUAGCGGGCAUCGUGCUUCUGGCGUUCAUCAUUACCCUCUCCGUGUACGUCCGCGAAUGCUCGAUAGGGCUCGUAUUUCCUUGGGCUUUUGGUUGGCGCGCGAUCAUGUGGAACUCGUUCGGCGUCCUCUUCGUUCUCUUCGGGCUCAUCCGAAUGCUGAUUUCUUACUGCAGACUCGCUCCGAAACAGGAGGACGCCUUGCUGGUCUAACGGGGUUCUAUUAAAAUGGGCAGCUUAUAAGUUGUCACGUGGUUCGUCUAUCCACGAAUGCCGAGUAACAACAAAAAACGUCACGCGGUUCGUCUAUGAAUGAAUGAACGAAUCAAUGAAUGUCACUGGCUACGUGCAAAAUUUCAGUUUUUUUUUUUUUAACAUCGACCAGUCUGAAGAAUCCUUGUAUUCAAGCAGCAUCAUUUUAUCAGCCUCUUUGGUUCAUACGGUUGUCGAGAAAGGUCUUAGGCUCUUCACAAAGUCUAGGUUGCAAACGGAAGUAGUAGAGUAGUGGUCUUCUUCUAUACCCUUGGAGUGGGUACAUUCAUUCACUCACUCUCAGCAACUUGGUAGUCGUGCUUGGUAAGUAGUCGUCAUCAAUGUUAACGUGAAGUCUAGUAUUUAGCUCGCCAUUGGGAACGGCAUAUCAGGGUCAGUUCCUACGGUCAUCCAGAAAGACGGCAACGACAUCAGGCAUGCACGCAUGACAUUCAAAUGCUAUAAGAAUCACAUAAGUAUGUGCUUUGAUUUGUGUGCACAUCAAGAAGAAAGACGUUAGGUUAAUUUCUUCAACCAUCCAACAGAUAAUGCACACAGGAGAUGACUAUCUAUCGCGCAUGAGCGCGCAAAACCUUGUAUACACUUCUACAUGCAGAUGAUACGGCGAAGAUGUAGCUGCAAAUCCAUGAUGUAACAUUAUACAUUAUGAAAAAUGUUGUCGUAUGAUAUUUAUGAACCACAUAGCCUCAAGGAAUGCAUUGUCUCGCACAAAUGUGAGUGUACAAACACUUAGCUACGUCACUGCCGACAUGGGAGAUGAGGAUUCAGAUUCAAAUCUGGCAGAUGUUUCCUUCGAUGACUG